This is a messenger RNA of Dromiciops gliroides (monito del monte), 5071 nucleotides long. RefSeq names its product transmembrane protein 25 (gene TMEM25). Bases 372 to 1469 code for a protein of 365 amino acids. Gene Ontology annotation, biological process: negative regulation of excitatory postsynaptic potential. The transcript is spliced from 9 exons. NCBI's taxonomy places the organism in Eukaryota, Metazoa, Chordata, Mammalia, Microbiotheria, Microbiotheriidae. The record is from RefSeq and is a predicted model, not a curated record.
GGAGAGGGCAGAGACUGGUAAUUCCCUGAGAACACAUCACCUCUUGGGGCACCGACGAGAGCUGAGGCAGCAGCGGGGGAUCCUGUGUCUGCGCGCCUUAGGGGACUUUGGACUUGACAUAAGGUUGGGUGGGAGCUAAUGCGCCCUGGCUUCCCACUCCAGAAUGAAGGGGAGAGUGGCAGCUCGGGCAUUGAUUGGCCCUGUCUGCCCAUGCUCGGAGCCCCUGCAUCAUACUGCAGUAUUCAUCAGACCUGACCAGUUGCUGUCCCCAGUCCUGGAGAGGAACCUGGAGCUGGGUUUGACAGGGGAGGGAUCCCGGGCUCCUCCCCUCUGCCCCCAGGAGCCAAAGGGGGUUCAACCUGGGGCUGACCAUGAUGCUUUCCCGGACCCCUCCUGCACUCCCGCCCACGUUGCUGCUAGUAUUGGCCCUGCUGAGCUCAGGCCAGGGGGAGCUGGCACCUCAGAUCGAUGGGCAGACAUGGGCAGAGCGGGCACUGAGGGAGAAUGAACGCCAUGCCUUCACCUGCCAGGUGGAAGGUGGGCAUGACCCUCCGAGGCUGGCCUGGUACCUGGAUGGACAAUUGCAGGAGGCCAACACAUCGAGGCUGCUGAGCGUGGGAGGGGAGGCCUUCACGGGUAGCACUAGCACUUUUACAAUCACUGCCCAGAGGGCUCAACACGAGCUGAACUGCUCCUUGCAAGAUCCAGACACCAGGAGGGUGGCCAAUGCCUCCGUCAUCCUUAAUGUACAAUUCAAACCAGAGAUUGCCCAGGUUGGGGCCAAGUACCAAGAAGCCCAGGGCCCAGGGCUCUUGGUUGUCCUGUUUGCCCUGGUACGUGCCAACCCACCUGCCAAUGUCACAUGGAUUGACCGGGAUGGACCUGUGACUGUCAACACUUCUGACUUCCUGGUACUGGAUGCCCAGAGCUACCCCUGGCUCACCAACCACACUGUUCAACUCCAGCUCCGCAGCCUGGCCCAAAACCUCUCUGUGGUAGCUUCCAAUGGCGUGGGCAUCACUAGCUCUUCUCUCCCAGCCCCAGGGCUCCUGGCCACCCAGGUAGAAGUGCCGAUGCUGGGAAUUGUUGUGGCUGGAGCCCUUGCUCUGGGAACUCUGGUGGGCUUCAGCACGCUGGUGGCCUGUCUGGUCUGCAGGAAAGACAAAAAGACUACAGGCACCUCUCGGCGACCAUCUCUCCUCUCCAGUGACUCCAACAACCUGAAACUCAACAAUGUGCGACUGCCUCGGGAAAACAUGUCCCUCCCCUCCAACCUGCAACUCAAUGAUCUCACUCCAGACUCCAGAGCCAAACCAGCUGAUGGACAGAUACCACAGAACACCAGGAGACCUGACAUCCUGGACCCUGAGAAUGGUGUCCUUUUCACCAGCCAAGGUUUUGUACAUCUUCCGAUGCUGGGCUACAUCUAUCGGGCAUCCAGUAUGAGCAGUGAUGAGAUUUGGCUGUGAGCAAGAGGGCAGGGUAGAGGGAAACCCUUUUGUUCCUCUGGGUACCCUUUGUUCCUCUCCUGAGUCUUCCCUUUCCCUCCUGGAUGGGAAGGUAAUUUUUGUUAUCCAUAUAAUGAGUUUGAUAGGUGUCGUUGGCACCUCAAAGUGGGAUCAGACUCUCUUAGGCCUGGAGUUGAGGCUGCCUAUGAGAACUGGUCAUUUCCUUUUUAGCUCAAUUUGGUCUUGGGGCUUGGGUAAUGAUGUAGCCAAUACCCAAGCUGAAUGAAUGCAGCUGUGCUCAAAUAGCAUGUGACUGCCAGGAGAGGGCACGACCUUUCCUGAGGCCCCAGAAUUCUACCUUGUGUUUCUUUAACACUUUAUACAAUGGAUAUGGGGAGCAUGCCAAGCUGGGUGGAUGGGGAGGAUGCUGCAUGCCCUUGCUCCUCUUUUAACUAUCUAGGCUGGGCAGGACUCAAACUGUUCCUUCCUUGUGUGCCAACCCUAGCACUGUGGCAUGGCCUAAGCUAAGCACAACCUCAUGUUUUUGGCUGAAAGCCUCCCUGCCAACCCCUACUUCUUCAUGGCUACUAUAUAUAGUGAUGGGAUGAGUGUGGGAGCUGGGCUUUCCUCACCUCCUUCAUGGACCGAAGGCAUCUUUGCCAUGAGCAGCGUUGGUUCUGGGCAUCAGCAAAAAUUAGGAAGAAAAGGAGGGAGGGGGUGCCCUCCAGAGGGCAUGAAGCUAUGCAUCUGCUCUUGCAAUGUCAGCACUUUAAGAAUGUCCUGUAGGGGAGGGGGCAUGACCAAGAGCCCCCAGAGCUUCUGCUUGUCUCUGACGUUUCUCCUACAUUUUUGAGACUUCCUAGAGAUUCACUGUGAGUGCCCUGGGCCCAACAGGCCUAGGGUUUCCCCUGUCAAAACUGUGCCUCUGCUUCCUCCCAUUCUUAUGUUCUUCUCAUCCCACUCCCACCCCUCCAACCCUCCAGCACUGAUUUGUCUGGUAACCAUCCUUUGGCGGCAAUAAACCAAGCUCAUCUUGUCCCACACGGCUGCCAUUUUUUUCUAGAGAAAAUUCUUUCCAGAGGAGGAUGUCCAUGGCUGAAAAAAAAAUCACUCUGUCAGUCAGUGUCAUUAAUGGUAUGCCUAGGGCUCCUGGGGGGUACAGUGGCAACCUGGGGAGGGAGCAAAUGGACACCAUGGGCACAGAGGGUACAACAUGGUUCUUGCCCAUAGGACACAUAAUCUUUUAGUUGAGAAGUCUGACUUAGAGUUGUAUGCAGGAAUCUAUUCUAAUGGAUUCACAAAAAUAAUUCUAGGGCUAACAUAAAGUGGCACUGACCUAACGUGUUUUUAUCGAGUCAGAAUCGGAGAGUUGUAAGAGCCCUCAACAGCUGUUGAGAGAGCUGUUUAAUCCAGCCUACAUAUGACAGGAAUCACCAUCAUUGCAUACCCAACAAAGUUCCUUUUUAAAAUACUGGCUGUUGGUUAGUGGGGGUUAUGCUGUCCCUGACUGGCCUGAUGAUGUUUAACCCAGCCAGGAAUAAAUAGGAGACAGGAAUUUGCCAAAGACAAAACCUGCCCUCCUUUUUCCCAGUCCAUCUACUGUAAGAAGGAGGUGCAGAGCAUCAAUCUAAGCAUAAAGGAGAGGCCACUGCUGAGUCUCAUACUGCCGCUUAGUGUCUUCUUGGACAUUAAGGGAUGCCUGGAUGUCUGCUUUCUAGAGCAAUGCCCCCAAAUGCCUCAAGGUCCUGGACAGAAUAAAUAUUCAUACAACAUCAAGAUGAUUUAAGAAUACUUAAAGGAACCUACAAAUGAUGGGAAUAUAGUACAGAGUAUAUUUUUAAUAUUUUAUAAAAAUGUAUUAUAUUAUUACAUAGCACCAUGUUGAUUACCUAGCAGGCUCUCAAUAAAAAGAUAGCCUUCGUGCAUAUUUAUAUUUUCUCCCCAAACAUACUGCAAAUUUAUUAAGGACAGGGACUAUGCCUUCUGUUUUGGGAGCAUCUGUGGAGUAGCCCAGGUAGUCCCAUAGCUUUUCAUUUUAGGGGGAAAAGAGACUAGACCUAUGGUUUCAAUAAAGUACCCCUUGAUGAGGAGACUCCAUCUAUGCAAGGUGUCAACUCCUGUGCUACUUAAGAGCUGCUGAGAGCAGGGUCAAAGUCGUGACUUGCCCAAGGUCACCCAGCCAGGAUGUAUCAGAAGUGGGAACUGAAUCCAACUUCGACAUAUUCUCUAUUCACUAGGCUGUGUUGCCUCUCAUGAGAACACAGAUCAACAAAACCAUUAGAUCCACAGAGCUGGUUAAGGGGCAGAACUGGGACAACCAGACCUCGGGACCAUGUUGGUCUUAUCUUCUCUCCCUACAGCUUUCCCUAUUCUCUGAAAUGGAUCAUAUUCGGGAAGCCUAAUCUAUCCUCUUUAUGUAGAUGUGGGGAGGGGUGGGGGAAACCCUUUUCCCUGUGGUUGACCUGAGACAAGGUUGGAAUUCUUUGAAAUUAAAUUUUACUAAUAAGGGAAUGAGGAAGCAGAGCAACCAAUGAGUUUAGAGUAAACAUUUCUGAGCCUACCUUUAACAACUGGCUUGUUUGGCACAGUUUAACAGGAAGAUUUUUUUCUUUUUAGGGUGGGGGUAGGGGGGCGGGGAGACCUUUUUGUUUCUCAGUAGCAGAUUCAAAGCCAUAAGAUUUAGAUCUAGAAGGGAUCUUAGAGGUCAGCUAGUUCAAAGCUUCUUAAACUGUAGGUCUCGACCCCAUAGGGGGUAUCAUAACUGAAAAAUUUGGCAACAGUAAAAGGUUAUAUAUGCCCGUUUUAUAUACCUAUAUACCAGGGGUUGCGUGAAAAUUUCUUAAAAGGGGUUGAGAGUAGGAAAGUUUUUAAAAACCCUAUUGAGUAGAAAAAGUUUAAGAAGCCCUGAACUAGCAUUCAACUCCCACAUUUUACAGCUGAGAUACAUCCAGGUUAAAGUCACACAAGUUUUAUACGGCAGACGUGGGAUUUAAUCUAGGUCUCCCAAUUCCAAAUCCAGCACCCUAACCCUAAUCACAAUGUCCUCCUGAAAUCUGUUUCUGGGUGAAGGGAGAAUAGUCUUUUUGGUGAAGUUUGGAGGUAGACUGUAUGUUGAACUAUUCCUUUUUUCCCUAGGUAGUCAGAAAAAUCAAUAGUAUUUUAGGAAGUAUCCUUUUUUACUUUUGGGGGGGAUUCCCAGCACAGAAUAAAUAUUUAAUAAAUGCUUGUGGAUUGAUUCAUCGCCAUCUUGCUUAGGAAGGUGACUGGUUAUUUAGGUAAUGAACAAGCAAGCAUAUAGGUUGGGACAACUAAAAAAUAAACAUGGAAUUGUGGAAUGGACAAAUGAACUCUGUCCAAUGCACUCUGCUGAGGCAAUCCAAAACUAGGUUCUGGGAAAAGUAGCAUUCUCAACACUGUUAGGUAAGGAGCAGGACUCCCUGGCACCUAACAAAAAGAUCUUACAUAAUAAUAACGUUGGAUUUGGACUAGAAAUAGAGGGUUGGUUCAGUAUUAGGAAAACUAUCAACAUAAUAGAAAUAAUCAUAAAAAUUACCAUAUCAAUAUAGAAAAAGCUUUUGACAAAAUGCAACACCCAUUCAUGAUUUUGUUUUUGGUUUGUUUUU